Molecule: messenger RNA, 1726 nt
Organism: Leopardus geoffroyi (Geoffroy's cat)
Lineage: Eukaryota; Metazoa; Chordata; Mammalia; Carnivora; Felidae
Gene: SLC66A3
Product: solute carrier family 66 member 3
Exons: 7
Coding region: 213-821 (202 amino acids)
Source: RefSeq, a predicted model, not a curated record
GGGGCGGAGAUCCGGGCGGAGGAGCGGACCCCGACAGGGCGGACCCCGGCGGGGCGGCCCAGGGCGUGGGCGUGGGUGCGGGUGCCCAGGGAAGGCGGAAGGACUCGGCGCCCGGGGAGGCCCAGCGCUGAGCCGUUCCCCCUCCCUCGCGCCGCGGCCGCCUCCGCCGAGCCCCCAAGCCCGGAGCCGGAGCCCCCAGCCCCGCCGGCGCCAUGGAGAAGCUGCUGCUGUUGUUCUGCAACUGGAGCACGCUGGGCGUGUGCGCCGCGCUCAAGCUGCCGCAGAUCUCCGCGGUGCUGGCGGCGCGCAGCGCGCGGGGCAUCAGCCUCCCGAGUUUACUUCUGGAGCUGGCGGGUUUCCUGGUGUUUCUCCGGUACCAGUGUUACUAUGAGUACCCGCUGCUGACCUACCUGGAGUAUCCCAUUCUCAUCGCACAAGACGUCCUCCUCCUGCUGUGUGCCUUCCAUUUCAACGGGAACGUGAAAGGAGCAGCCCCGUACAUGGCCGUAUUUGUGGCCUCGUGGUUCGUCCUUCCCCUGCAGAAGUGGAUCAUAGAUCUGGCCAUGAAUCUAAGUACUUUCAUCAGCGUGGCCAGCAAGUUUGCUCAGCUCCAGUACCUGUGGAAGACCCGGGACUCAGGCACCGUGAGCGCCCUCACCUGGAGCCUCGCUGCAUACACCUGUGCAACAAGAAUAAUAACAACCAUAAUGACCACCGGCGAUCUUACGAUUCUUACACGUUUCGUGAUCAUGCUUGCUUUAAACGUGUGGGUAACCACCACGGUCCUUCGCUACAGGAAGACGGCGGUAAAGGCUGAAUAACAGAUGCGCUGCCCCUCCACACGAAGUGGAUUCCUAAUAACUGAACCAAAGCUCACUGCUGAAUCAAGGUCUCUUAUAAGUUUAGUCAAUUGCUUCAGAAACGCUGAAAUGAAGCCAGAUGUAUUUUGGACAGGAGCCACUUAAACACUUGUUGAGAAAUGUUGAUUUCCUUCCCACUCCUCCCCUUCGUGAGGCGGAGGCAGGUCUCAGACACCUGCAAGUCGAGCAGUCAAGACAAUGCUCUUCAGCUUUCAGGAUCUUCUAAGAAAUAAACCCUCUCUAGAGCACAAAUGAUUAUGAACAGAGUGGGAUUUUACUCAGAAGUGAAAUUGUAGUAAAUUACCAGGGUCACUUUCUGGGGCGUUUUUUUUUAAUAUAGAUGUAACAGGAUGGCCUUGCUGUAUCAUAAUACACGAUAAUGCCUCCUUAGGCUAUAGUAAGGAUAUCGAGGCAAGCAAAAACGUAAUUGGCUCGAGUUUAUAUACCCAAGUAGUGCUGUAACUUCAUAUAGUGCCUUUAGUUCCUAAGGAAAGGUCGACUGGCUGCAGUCUCUACAGCAGUAGGAUGAGGCAGUCCCGAUGAACUUUCUGAUUCAAGCACCAUGCUGCCAUCUUUAAGAGUCACACCUUUGACAAACAAAAAUGUCCACUGAAAAUAGAUGCAGUCAAAGGUAUUGCUGGGGUGCUGUCAACUUCUUACGGAUUUUAUUCUUGUUAUAUUCUAAACGUGAUGUUAGGAUUAUUGGACACUGCAUUUUACCGUAAAAGUUUAUAGACGCUAGAAUUUAAAAGCUCUUUCCCUUUAUAAUUGAAUGGCAUUGUUAUAUGUAAUAAGUAAAUGAUGUUUAUUAGAAAAUGUUUUAGUGUCCUAUGUAAGAUAAAUAAAUCAUUCUGUAGUUUUUAAAA